GCCGGCCUCGCCUUCUCCUUUUCCCCUCGUCAUCCUCCCCUUUGAUCGCGAAGCACGGCCGUCUUCUUUUGUCUCCCCUUCAACCCUCCUCGAGCGCAUUCCCUUCGAAGCCCCCCGAGGGGCGCAACCAGUCGCACCAACGCCCUACAAAGCUCGACUUCCCCAGAUCGAUCGUCUUCAUGCAGAUGCUAUUGCUGUCCCUCCAUUUCCAGCAUUGACUACGUCCUAAUCUUAACCUCGAGUUGGGCGAUCAACUCCUUUCCGCUCCGCUCACGGCGAGCAUCCUUCUUUCCUGACUCCAGCUAUGGAGACAAUCCCAUCAGGUGGCGAUCAGCCAUGGGCUCAAAGGGUCAUCUUGGCGACCGCGUCUCUGGCGCGAAGAGAUACGCAGACGGCAGGCGACGGCCAAAAGAGCGAAGGUAUCGGCAUUGUGUCCUUCCUGACGGCCAUCCUGGUCUCCGUGAUCAUUUUCUUCGUCCAGCUCCUAUUAUUCAUUCUUUUGAGAAACAAGCUAGCAAGAGUCUUCAAGCCAAAGACGUAUCUUGUUCCCGAGCGCGAGCGAACCGAAUCCCCUCCAAACAACUUCUUUCUGCUGAUUAGGGCCCUGAUUAAGUACAAUGACCGAGAGGUCAUCAACAAGUGCGGGCUGGAUGCUUACUUCUUCCUCCGCUACCUGAAGACGCUCCUCAUCAUCUUCAUCCCCAUCUGCGCCAUCGUGGUGCCCAUAUUGGUCCCUCUCAACUACGUCGGUGGUCGCGGUAAAAAUAUCGAUUUCCGCAACAGCACCGACUCAGAUUCGAGCAGCAACAGCAACAGCAGCACUGACAGCACCGAUCCCGCCUUUGUGCCCACAGGUCUGGACACCCUGGCCUGGGGAAAUGUCAAGGCGACGGAGACGAGUCGCUACGGUGCGCACCUGCUGAUGGCGCUCCUCGUCAUCAUUUGGGUCUGCAGUGUCUUCUUCUUCGAGAUGCGCGCCUACAUCAAGGUUCGCCAAGACUAUCUGACCAGCGCAGAGCACCGGCUCAGGGCCUCCGCCACCACGGUGCUGGUCAACUCCAUUCCCUCCAAGUGGCUGAGCGAGGACGCGCUGUCCGGCUUGUUCGACGUCUUUCCUGGCGGCAUUCGGAAUAUCUGGAUCAACCGUGAUCUGACGAGUCUCCUGGACAAGGUCAACCUCCGAACUGAGAUCCACGCACAGCUCGAAGCCGCCGAGACUGAACUCAUUCGGGCGGCCAAGAAAGUUCAGCUGAAGAGGCGAAAUGCCGAGGAAAAGAAGCAACGCAAAGGACUGUCAAAGAAGGAAAAAGCCACUCGACAGGCCGAAGAGGAUGCUGAGGCCAAGCGAAUGGCCAACAGCGGCGAAGGGACCAACGACGGCAAGCAGCACCACGUCCCUCAUACACUCACCAACGUCCGCGAGGAAUCCGACUCGUCCUCUUCCAGCUCCUCAGACUCUGACGACGAUGACCGGAAGUCCCACAUGUCCGAUGAUAGUAGCGUGGCGGUACUGAAGAACAUCAAGGGAGCCUUCAACAAGGCUGGCGACCAGAUGGACGAGUUUGGCACCAACAAUGGCUUCAUGAGUCUGGCACGCAAGUCUGCUGUCCCUGGAGAAGACGGAGGCUCUCAACCCCACGGUUACCCUUCAUUUGCGGCCCAUCGCGCGCAGACACAUUCGCGGGGACCGUCUUCGGCCUCGGCCGGAUCCACCAAAGCCAUCCGCGGCAACGGCCCAGUCACGGUAGAGGGAAACACUGUCCGGAAGCUCGACAACAUCAACGACAUGUAUAACAUGGAGGAGCCCAAGUUUUGGCAGUUUUGGAAGACACCCGCCGGCGGCUACGCUUCUCCAGUACCUCAACAGAACGAGGGCGACGAUUACGUGGGUAAGCAGGGCACCGAGGAGAGGACGCUGUGGCAAAACAUCAAGGGGCUUCUGCCCUUCACCGGCGAGAAGGCGACAGAGACGGGCGACUAUCCGGCUGUCUACUUCAACGAGGACUACAAGGUGGAAGAGGAAGAGACCGAGGCCGAGUGGGCAAAGUAUCUUAAGAAGAAAGACCGGCCCACUCACCGACUGUCUCCCUGGGGAAUCUCAUGGCUGCCUGGUCUGCCCUUGAUUAGCCAAAAGGUUGAUACCAUUUACUGGUGCAGAAAGGAGCUGGCUCGACUGAAUAUGGAAAUCGAGGAAGACCAGAAGCACCCCGAACGGUUCCCCCUUAUGAACUCUGCUUUUAUCCAGUUCAACCACCAGGUGGCAGCGCACAUGGCGUGCCAAAGCAUCAUCCACCACGUUCCCAGACAGAUGGCGCCACGUGUCAACGAGAUCUCGCCUCGGGACGUCAUCUGGGGCAACAUGGCUCUCUCGUGGUGGCAGGAGUGGGUUCGCACCGGUGCGGUUACUCUGAUGGUGCUGGCCAUGAUCUUCCUGUGGGCUAUUCCUGUUGCUUGGACGGCAGCCUUGGGUCAGCUAGACCAGCUUAUCCAGCAGACGUCUUGGCUCGGCUUCCUGAGGGAUAGCAAGGCUCUGGAGAAUGCGGCCAAGGCUGUUGCAGGUGUUUUGCCCGCUGCUGUGCUCGCUCUGCUCCUCUUCCUUGUGCCGAGGAUUCUCAGUAUCCUGGGCGAAAUUAAGGGUGCCAAGACGGGAGCGCAAAAGUCAGAGUUCGUGCAGGUCUUUUACUUUGCCUUCCUCUUCGUCCAAGUCUUCCUCAUUGUGUCCAUUGCCUCGUUCUUUGCCGCAUCCAUCGACAAGCUGGUGGACAACAUUACUGAGCUCGACUCGGUCAAGGCUGUGCUGGAUCUCCUGGCGACAAACCUCCCGAAAGCCGCCAACUACUUCUUCUCCUACAUGAUUCUCCAGGCCAUGUCCACCAGUUCCGGUACUCUGCUCCAGAUUGGAGCCCUCUUUGUAUGGUUCAUCUUGGCUCGCAUCUUUGACAACACUGCGCGUAGCAAGUGGGCUCGCAACACGAACCUGAGCGACGUGAACUGGGGCACCUUUUUCCCCGUCUACACCAACUUUGCCUGCAUUGCCAUCAUCUAUAGCGUUGUUGCGCCGCUGAUUUCCAUCUUUGCCGUCAUCACCUUUGGGCUUCUCUGGGUCGCCCAGCGGUACUCCAUGCUCUACGUUACUCGGUUCGAGGUCGACACCGGCGGCGUCUUGUAUCCUCGAGCGCUCAACCAGACGUUUACGGGCAUAUAUGUCAUGGAGCUGUGUUUGGCCGGAUUGUUUUUUAUUGUGGUCGACGACUCAGGCACUCACACCUGCACGCCACACGGCAUUGUCAUGAUUGUCUCCUUGAUCCUGACCAUUCUCUACCAGAUUCUCCUUAACAAGUCCUUUUCGCCUCUUUUCCGAUAUCUGCCCAUCACCUUUGAAGACGAGGCUGUGUUACGAGACGAAGCGUUCCAACGGGCUCAAGAUCGCCGCUUUGGACUUACCGCUGACUCUGACAACGAGGACAACGAGGGUCCUGGAGAGGCUGGAAGGGACAGGCACGCAGCUGAAAAGCCUUCCACAUCGAUGGAGAGCAGGGACGACAUUGAGUUGAGCAACAUCCAGCCUGAAAAGUCCAAGGGGGGUGUUGCGCGCAUCGCGAACCCUGUGAAGAAGGUGGGAUCCUGGGCCAAGGGAGGCGGAAAGCAGGUUGGAUCUUGGGCCAAAGAUGGGGGCAACCAGCUGCGAAAGCUGGCCUUGAUGGAUAACGACUCUCGAGCCGCCGAGUACCGACGAAAGCAGCGAAGCAAGGAUCUCGAAGCGCAGCGCGCCAUAGGAGAAGCUCUGUACGGAGGAAUCCACGACGAAAUCGAGGACCUUACCCCUGAGGAGAGGGAUGUCCUGGUUCGCCAUGCCUUUUUGCACUCUGCCUUGCGAGCGCGCCGGCCCGUUGUCUGGAUUCCCCGAGAUGAUUUGGGCAUCAGCGACGACGAAGUGCGCCGAACCCGCAGCUAUAGUGAGCACAUCUGGAUCAGCAACGAGGGCACUGCGCUGGACAGCAAGGUGCGCGUGGUGUACGGCAGAUACCCGCCGGAUUUCUCAGAGAUAGACCUGAUUAACCUGUGA
Molecule: messenger RNA, 4066 nt
Organism: Trichoderma reesei QM6a
Lineage: Eukaryota; Fungi; Ascomycota; Sordariomycetes; Hypocreales; Hypocreaceae
Exons: 3
Coding region: 305-4066 (1253 amino acids)
Cellular component (GO): plasma membrane
Molecular function (GO): calcium-activated cation channel activity
Source: RefSeq, a predicted model, not a curated record